This is a messenger RNA of Mandrillus leucophaeus (drill), 778 nucleotides long. Its product is annotated as B-lymphocyte antigen CD19-like. Gene Ontology annotation, cellular component: external side of plasma membrane. Lineage: Eukaryota; Metazoa; Chordata; Mammalia; Primates; Cercopithecidae. Bases 238 to 726 code for a protein of 162 amino acids. The record is from RefSeq and is a predicted model, not a curated record. The transcript is spliced from 2 exons. Gene Ontology annotation, biological process: regulation of B cell activation; B cell receptor signaling pathway; B cell proliferation involved in immune response.
AAGAUCAUUUCCCAUGGUGGUGAGAGCUGGGAUGAAAAUAAAACAGCGUGGCAGGGAGGAGGCAAAUGUGAGUCUGGAGGGUUCCUGGAGAAUGGGGCCUGAGGCGUGACCACCCCCUUCCUCUCUGGGGGGACUGCCUGCCGCCUCCGCAGACACCCAUGGUUCAGUGCCCUCCAGGCCCCUGCCUACCCCAGCAUCCCCUGCGCGAAGCUGGGUGCCCCGGGGAGUCUGACCACCAUGCCACCUCCUUGCCUCCUCUUCUUCCUCCUCUUCCUCACCCCCAUGGAAGUCAGGCCCCAGGAACCUCUAGUGGUGAAGGUGGAAGAGGGAGAUAACGCUGUGCUGCAGUGCCUCGAGGGGACCUCAGAUGGCCCCACUCAGCAGCUGGUCUGGUGUCGGGACUCCCCGUUUGAACCCUUCUUAAAUCUCAGCCUGGGGCUGCCAGGCAUGGGAAUCCGCAUGGGGCCCCUGGGCAUCUGGCUUUUAAUCUUCAACGUCUCUAACCAGACGGGGGGCUUCUACCUAUGCCAGCCGGGGCUCCCCUCUGAGAAGGCCUGGCAGCCUGGCUGGACAGUCAGUGUGGAGGGCAGCGGUGAGGGCCGGGCUGGCCGGGCUAGGGCAGGGGCAGGAGGAGAGAAGGGAGGCCACCAUGGACAGAAGAGGUCCGCGGUCACAAUGGAGCUGGAGAGAGGGGCUGGAGGGAUUGAGGGCGAAACUCGGAGCUAGGUGGGCAGACUCCUGGGGCUUCGUGGCUUCAGCAUGAGCUGCUUCCUGUCCC